GAAGAACAUUUUAAGAAAGCCAACAAUUCUUGCACAUGGAGACAGCAUCAGAAUCAGCCUCAACUCAAAAUACACAAGAUCCCCAUUCAGACUCACCAUUAGUUUCAGAGGGCUCCAGUGGCAAUAGCUCACCACUUGUAGCACAGCUAAGGAAGCUGCUCUUUCGUCGGAUGCUUAUUGGGGUCAAUGAUGGCCGCUUCUUCUUGGGUUUGUUCCACUGUAUUGACAAGCAGGGCAAUAUCAUCCUCCAGGAAGCUGUGGAGUAUCGCAGCACUCGCCGAUCCUCGCCAUCUCCAAUGGAACAACGAUCCCUUGGACUCAUCUUGAUCCCCGCUUCCUGCCGAUCCUCCUGUCAUGUUGACUGCUCUAUAGAGGAGCACAUGUCACUCUUGUCGCUUAGUAAAUGAAGCAGAUGCUAAUAUUUGUUGUUCCUUGUCUAAUUAGUCAUGAUCAUUUGUGUGGUUCAUGAGAUCAAUACGAUAGCUUUAUAUGCAGCCUAUUGGGCUAUGAGGCUUUUUGGUAGCAGGGCAAAGCUGGCAUUGAAUAAUUUUGUAUCAAUAUUCAUUUCGGUAGUUGAAAGAGAAAUUUAAUAAUAUGCUUUAAGUUCCAUUUAAAUA
Molecule: messenger RNA, 617 nt
Organism: Elaeis guineensis (African oil palm)
Lineage: Eukaryota; Viridiplantae; Streptophyta; Magnoliopsida; Arecales; Arecaceae
Source: RefSeq, a predicted model, not a curated record